This is a messenger RNA of Babesia ovata, 1338 nucleotides long. RefSeq lists its product as uncharacterized. The coding region runs from base 1 to 1338 and encodes 445 amino acids. NCBI's taxonomy places the organism in Eukaryota, Apicomplexa, Aconoidasida, Piroplasmida, Babesiidae. The transcript is spliced from 3 exons. The record is from RefSeq and is a predicted model, not a curated record.
AUGAAAUGCAUUCCCGUAUACUGCAUCGCUUUCCUAGGUACGCAGUCGCCAUCUGAAAGAUUGCUCCUGCCACGACGGCAACUGGUGGAAGCAGGAUGUAGUAUUCAUGAGUUGAAUACGUUAAGAAGCGGCUCGCGUAGCGCUUUGUACUACGCAGCUGGACGUCAUCAUGGCCUGCAUGAACAUGCUGAUCCACUGGAAACGGAAUCCCCUGACACAAGGGUAACGGAAUGGAGUCCGGGACGUCACAGAUCGUUCCGAUGCGCCGGCAUAGCGUCGCCGGAUUCCGUUUUCCGGGAGCCCUUGCCAGGCGAGGCAAUCACGCUGCCGAACCCGUCGGCGACCACCGGGGAGUACCUACUGGAUAGGGCGAUCAUCCACAGAGUGGCCGAAUUACGCACAUUCCUGGAGGACAUCGAAGUCAGCAGGGGCAAAAAAUCCCAGCUGCGCGAAAUUGAGCGCGGGCUGAACAAUGGCGAUUACGAAAUCAGGCAGGUGACUAAGGAGGAAGCCGACCGGUUGGAAGCGGCGGCGAAAGCCAAUCCCAACGUAGAAAUCCAAGACCCCGUAGAUGAAACAGGAAUGCCAGAAACGCCCAUGGAAAUAAAUGAAACAACGCUGGAACCGAUUAAGGAGCACAUGUACGAAGAGAACAUGCUUGAGGAGGUGCUGGGCAAGGCGUUCAGCGUAUAUCGCAAAAACAGGGACCAAGCAUCCAUACAGCGGCUCGAGGGCAUCGCAUCAGAGAUAGCCCCCAUCGCGGACAAGGUGCGCAAAGAACGCGCCGAAGAGAUCAUCGUGAGACUCAUCAACUGCUACGUGGACGGUCGAGAAAACAUCGACGACGUCCUCCAGAGGCUAUAUAGACAGAAGCAGCUAAACAAGUACCUCAUGCAACGAUUCGACGAGCUUAUAAAGCUCGCGUCGAAAAAAUUCCGCCUAAGCGACGAACACCCGGCGCUCUCCGAACGGUUUCUGCGCACGCUAAAGGACAGGGUCGCCGCCGAGGUGCUGACGAGCGCUAGGGGCACUAGCAAGUGGGUGAGGAUACUGGCAGAGUGCUUCAGAUACGACAACUGCGUGGAGUACGAGAAGGUCCUCAAAAAGAACCUCCGAAAAAUAGAAGACAUCGAGGACUUCCGCGACUGGCUGCUGGACGGAAUUGCGUAUUGCCGGGACAAGGGCAGGAUGGAAGAGCGCAUCGAGGCCAUGGAAACGAUCGAGUCAAUUGUGGUCGGGCUCCACCCGGUGUGGACACCGCAAGAUAAUUACGUAGAAACCGAAGAUAGGCCUUACGACCACCCGAUCAUCUUCGAGGAUGACGAUACCUCUGGGUGA